Penicillium samsonianum is the source of this 831-nucleotide messenger RNA. Its product is annotated as NAD dependent epimerase/dehydratase. NCBI's taxonomy places the organism in Eukaryota, Fungi, Ascomycota, Eurotiomycetes, Eurotiales, Aspergillaceae. The record is from RefSeq and is a predicted model, not a curated record. The coding region runs from base 1 to 831 and encodes 276 amino acids. The transcript has 3 exons. Gene Ontology annotation, molecular function: oxidoreductase activity, acting on the CH-OH group of donors, NAD or NADP as acceptor.
AUGAUCGAGCCUGCAGAAAAGGGAACCACCGAGAUCCUGAAGGCUGCUCAUCAGCACGGUGGUACCGCGUUAAAGCGUUUCGUUCUCCUCGGAAGUGCCGUAUCCGUGCUUAACUCAUUCGAGGAUAUGUCCAGGGAAGGCAAUCCGUACACAGAGAAAGAUUGGAACCCGGUAAAGAUUGCUAGCGUCUACUCUAUUGAUAUACUCUUUUUAUCUGACAUGGCAAAGGUGACGGCUGAGCAAGCCAUUGACAGAAAUGAUCCCGUUUUGGGAUAUAACGUGUCCAAGACAAGGGCCGAGGCUGCUGCGUGGGGUUUUAUGAAGCAGAAUGCAACCUCCUUUGAUCUGGCCGUAAUCAACCCGGACAUCAUCAUUGGUCCAAUGACCCAACCAAUCUCAGGCCCUAAGUCUAUCAAUGAGACCAAUCAUUUUGCCAUAGCGAGCUUUAUUGAUGGAACUCACAAUGAUAUUGACGGCGUCACCUUCCCUUUCUACCAUUUCGUGGAUGUUCGAGACGUGGCCCGGAGUCAUGUAGAUGCGCUAGAAAACCCCUCAGCGGCAAACCAGCGGGUUCUCCUCAUCUCAGGUCUCAUAUCACCCCAACUGGUGGUCAACAUCAUCCGCAAGAAUUUCCCUGGCCUUGCUAACCGGGUCCCCAAGGGCAAUCCCUCUCAGGUCUUACCUCCUGGAGUUCAUCCCACGGGAUGGGAUAUGCGCGUGAGUCUGGGGAUCCUCGCCGACGGUACCAAGGAGGGCAAGUGGGAGUACAUUGACCUGGAAACUAGUGUCAUUGAUACUGUUGAGUCGAUGAUGAAGAAAAAUGUCCUUUAG